UUAACAGCUGUAGCUGUACACGCACGUAUCUUUUGGCGACAGCGACGAAGCUACAUCUGCUGAACGGCGAGAAGCAGGUCACUAGGAUGGGUGGUAAAUGGAUUACGCGGUACGCCAACAUAAAUAAGUUAUAUGAAGAUGUGGAUCUUGCAGAAAUCGCAGAGGAACACAAGAGCAAGACUGGCGGGGAGCCGGUAAUUGUGGUGGACGGAAAUGGAGUUGUGUGGUACUUGUAUCGAAACUGUGACUUCCAUUGUGGUGGGCAGUACAAGGAAUUCAGGGAGGCUUGUAGGAACCUAACGCAGAAAUUCAGGAGCUCCGGCGUCCGGCUCGUAUUCUUCUUCGAUGGGCUAACAUCUGCUGAGAAGAAUGGGAAAUUGGUGGAGGGGUCUAGAGAAGGAGUGAAAAAAAGUAAUAAGAGAUUAGGAAAAGAGCAUGCUAGUAAUUCCACAGCGAAAGUGCCUAAACAACUACCCGAAGGGCUAAUACCGUGUGCCCGGGUGAUUUUCAAGUGUGAACCAUCAUGUGAGGUGCGCCUCUGUGUGGAAGAUUAUCAUCAGGAGAUCGCUCAGUUCGCAGCAAGCCACAGAAAUUGCCUUGGAAUAUUGUCCAACACUGGAAAUUUCCUGAUAUACAAAGAUGUACCAAGCAUGUUCUUAUUACACAGUAAAGAUAAACAGGGAGACAGAGGGGUGAGGACGAUGCGUUACUGUUCUUCUGACAUCGCCUCACAUCUUGGCAUCCAGCAACACCACCUGCCUGCAGUUCAGACAUUCUUAGCAAGUGAUACCAUCAACAGGGACGAGAUGCGGAACGCACAUCGAAGAAUUGGUGAACUUUAUGGGCGAAAAGAACUUCUAGAAAGCGCUGUAGCUGAGCUGGUCAAGAAUAAUACGUUGGAGGAAAUGUGUCACAUAGCAUUCGGUGACAGGUGGCGAGUAAACGUGGACAGAGUGAAAGCAGAAAUUGACCAUUACAGUUACAAGCGAAGGACAUCUGAAAGGACUCCACAAAGCUCCAGCUGGUCUAAUGUUCUCCAGCAUAUUACAGACAAACACUCAACUGGCGAGAUACCAGCAGUAUUGCUGUCAGUUGCCAAGUGCCGUGCACUGCAGGUAGGUGCUGCACUGGAAGACUUGUCAAAUGCAAAGAGUGGUAUCACUUCGCUAGGAGAACAGCUUCAACGUUUGAGAAGCAGGAUAUACACUGUGCUGCUGUGGGAAAGUGGAGACGGUCCAUUCCAGGUGGAGGAGAAGGUGACCAGAAAGACUGAGGUGCAACGGACGCAAGUUGUGGUCCAGAAGCAGCUGCCACCCAGUGUGGUACACCCGGGCCUGCUGAAACUGUGGUCUGGAGAUCUGGAAACCCGCUGGCGGCUCUUCAGCUGGAUAGUGGGGUUCCCACAGCCGUCCGCCCUGAGGUCCCUGGAGCCCCAGUGCCUAGUAGUCCCAGCCACCGCACUGCACUUCCUUCGGCACGAGACCUGCCUUCUGAGUCGCCAUGAGGCUGAGAUCUUCGCUGUGGUCGCCGUCACUGUGAGCGGCCUCACACCUCAACAGCUGGCCCAGAAAAGCAUCCCAACGCUAGACCCACACGCCAUCUUCCUAGCGACACUCUUCAUCCGCACUGCCCUGCACGUGUUGGAUGCGGCCGCUGUCUGUGGCUUGUCCUUCCCACAGGAGGCAGACUGCCACUUGGAUGCCUACUUUGAUGGUAAGUUGUUCCAUGAGCUCUACCUCAGUGCUAAGGCCCAAUCGUUCCGAAGAGUUGGGACCCACGCUUCCUGGAACCCAUCACAUCUCAACCCAAUCCACAAGCUGCUGAAUAUAAUAGAACAAGCUAACUAAUGUACACUGAGUGGACAAUCAUUGUGUGAGAUACUACUGGCCAUUUCUGGGUCCCUGAGAGGCUGAGAUCUUUGCUGAGGUCGCCGUAACAGUGAGCAAGUUCACACCAGGGCAUCUGGCCCAAAAAGAAUUUCCCAAGCCUGACCCUCAUCAAAUCUUCCUAGCGAAGCACCAUCUUGCACGUGCUGGAUGGUGCCACAGUCUACGGGAGGUUGACUGUCAGUUGGAUGCCUGCUGUGAUGGAAAGUUCUUCCACGAGCUCUACCUCAAGAUUAACGGCCACUCUGUCCCAAGAGCGUGGAUCCCACCUCCCAGGGAUCCCUUGUAUGCAAACACCAUCUAUAAGUUGCUGAGCAUUGUCGAAGGAACCCAUGCUGGUCAUCAAUGAAUGGACAAUCAGCAUGUAACACAUGUGGUAUGCACCCCUGCAUGUUACUAAUAGCCUGUUAACACUGUACUUUGAAGAUGUGUUUGUCUUGUGUUGAGCACCAAGCACACUGAAAUGGCCAUUUUUAAGCUUGAUGUCCUGUAAUAUAUGUUCAUAGAUAACCUCAAUCACUUGAAAAUGUUGUAAAAGGCGGAAACCUGGGUCCUAAUUCAAUAAGACACAAUACAGUCAAUCAUGGUCUGUGACCAGGUAAACCUGAUAUACAUUCAGGUGACUUAUGACAGCAUGCUAUGAAGUGUUCCACAAUAAAAUGUACAUCGAAUAUAUUGAAGAUGGGUUAUUCUUUUUUACUGCCACAUCAUGUAGAGUGCAUUUACAUUUUUUAAAAUAUUUGCAAGUUAUUUCCUAUGUAAUGUAGUGUGAUAUUAACUUGUUUUUUAAUUAUUAAUUUGUAUGUGCAACUGAUACUGAAUUUUGCUUGAGAAACAAUUUAAACGAUCAGAAAUGCUGAAAAAAGAAAAACACGUUGAAACAGUGGUAUAAGAAUUACUUGUGCAGACUAUCAUGAAAAACCUACUAGCUUCUAAUACUGGGAUCUCACAAUUGAUCCUCUCCUCUCUUGUCACUCUUUUCAUUCCAUUUUUCCUACUUCUUUUUUUCUUUCCCCACACAGAACGUUUUUGCUUCCAUAACGUGACACAACCGUAAAACCAUUCCAACAGAAUAUUUCUCAUAGCAUUAGUAGCUGUUUCUUCUUCACAAUGUGCUCCAGGUCAAAUUCUUUCACCACUGUUACACUGGGUGGCUUCUGGAUAUUCUAGUUCCUAAAUUCGGUUCCUCAUGGCGUACAGAAAGAUCUUCUGUACGUCUGUUACGUAGUAUGUGAUCGUAAGUCUCAUUAUCAUGCGAAAUUCCAUGCUAAAUAUAUCCUAUAGUAGAAGCCAUGAUGAUAUGUAUACACUGUUUGUCACAAUUUUAGCUCUUCCUCCUCGUGUGAAACUCUACAUAUGUCUUUGUAAACGCCAGCAUCAUAAAUUCAUGUCGUCUGGGUAUGUAGACUGCUGUGGUGGGUCA
This is a messenger RNA of Schistocerca americana (American grasshopper), 3309 nucleotides long. RefSeq names its product constitutive coactivator of peroxisome proliferator-activated receptor gamma-like. Lineage: Eukaryota; Metazoa; Arthropoda; Insecta; Orthoptera; Acrididae. Gene Ontology annotation, cellular component: nucleus. The coding region runs from base 87 to 1847 and encodes 586 amino acids. The record is from RefSeq and is a predicted model, not a curated record. The transcript has 2 exons.